AUGUCAUGGCGUCGAGAGGAACGCCCCAGCCGCUGGGGCGAAAACCGACCACGUUCACCCGUUUGGGAAUUACAGAAAAGUACUAGCCCAGACCGCAGUCGUCAAACUUCACCACGUGAUCGAACCAGGGAUCGUCGUGAUCGCCACGAUAGAUAUGACCGCGAACGCCGCGAUCGCGACUUCGACCGUUACCGUCGCGAUAGUCGCGACCGUUAUGAGAAACGUGAUCGUGAUCGUCGGCGGUCUCCACGGCGUUUUGAAGAUAAGGAGAUUCCUAAUCCACCGUCUCCACCAAAAAUCAGUUCCGAUAGAUCCAGAGACAGAAGCAGGUCCCAGUCCAGAAGUAGAUCUAGAAGUAACGAUCGAGACUUCGACCACGACCCACAAGAACAAUCAACUUCACCUGGUGAUUGGAUAUGCAAAUGUGGUUCUUACAAUUUCAAGAGGCGACAAAUCUGUUAUAGGAGAAAUUGUAAUGGGAAAAGGACAGAAGGUUCUGUUGUAGAUAGUGAUGAUAGGAAUAUGUCGGAUUCAACUAUGGGAAUUACAAAGCGUCUUUUGUUCAGACGCCUAGAUGCUUUAACUACUGAAGAAAAAAUAUUAGAAGCUAUUAAAGAGAGAUGUUCUAAAUCUGUUUUAGACUCAAUAGCUGGUAUUACCAUAGGUAGGGAAACAUUAACAGGAGCUUCAAAAUGUUUAGCAUAUAUUAACUUUAACUCCAUAGCUGAUUCUACUGCAGCUCAUAGUGAAUUGUUAGGUUUGAAUCCUACUCUGAACAUUGAUGGUAGGGAUGUGUUGAUAUCAUUUUAUAAUGAGCCUCAAAAAGUACCAAAAACCACAGCUAGUUCUGAUUACUCUUCAUACUAUUCCCAAAAUAAUAUGACAAACUUUAGUGCAAAUCAAACAUUAUCAGAAGCUGAUAGGGUAAAUGCUGCAGCAGCCGUUGCUCAAUCUGCUAUUACAGCUGCACAAGCUCGUCAGGUAUCAUGGACACCAGUUUCUGUCCCUGUAUUUGUAACAUCCACAACUCAAAACCCCAUAGUAGCCAAUAUACCAACUGGUGAUGGAAAAAAACAAUAUACCGCCCCAGAUGUGAGAACAUUCUUAUAUGAUGAAACCUCUGGUUAUUAUUAUGAUCCAGCCACAGGGUUAUAUUAUGAUGGAACCACUCAGUACUUUUAUAAUAGUCAGACCAGUCAAUAUAUGUACUGGGAUGCAGCUAAGUCUACCUAUAUAGCUGCUACUCAAUUACAGCAGAAUACAAAUCAGCCAAAAUUACAGAACCCUCCACAAGCUACCUCUGAGAAUACAAUUCCCAAGGAACCAGAGGAAAAGAAAAAGAAGGACAAAGAGGAUAAAGUAAAAGUUGCAAAAAAGAUAGCAAAAGAUAUGGAAAGAUGGGCACGGACCUUAAAUCAGAAAAAAGAAAAUGCUCGUAGUAAUAUCGUGAUGGAGCAACCUCAAGACCAUUCAGCUAGUAAAGGGUCUGCUGAUAUUGGUUUCUCUGUACUUGGUGCAGGGCCCUCUUUGCAACAUCACCCCCAUGUAAGAGAAAUUUCACCACCCACUACUAAUGAUGAUUUCUUGAUCAAAAGACCUGAACUGGUUCAAUUUGAUUCUGAUGAGGGGAUUAUAGACUGGAUAAAACUGACAUGUCUAAUUUGUAAAAGAAGAUUUCCGUCAGCUGAUGUUUUAACUAAGCACAAAAACUUAUCUGAUUUACAUAAACAGAACUUAUUGGACCAUCAAAAGAAAAAUAAUUUGAUGCCACAAAUAAAUGGUUAUAGAGACAGGGCUGCAGAACGCAGAAUGAAAUUUGGCGAAGAUGAGCCACCUAUUCGUAAGCGUAAUUCUUAUGAGUCAGAUAUUCAAACUCCAAUAUUUGCACAUGCACCUCAACCCGUUGUUGAUACAAUUGGGGGGAAAAUGUUACAAAAAAUGGGGUGGUCGGAAGGUAGAGGCUUAGGCAAAGAGGAACAAGGCCGUAUAGCACCAAUUGAAGCUCAACAGAGAGCAGGCUUAGCUGGACUGGGACAAAAAUGGGGAAUUUAUACCCCAACACCUGGGCUUACUUAUAGAGACACAGUUAAAAAACUUAUGAUUGCAAGAUAUAAGGAAGUUAUUCAAGAAGAGGGAGAUUAG
Leptosia nina is the source of this 2142-nucleotide messenger RNA. The record is from the annotation of a GenBank genome assembly. Lineage: Eukaryota; Metazoa; Arthropoda; Insecta; Lepidoptera; Pieridae.